Messenger RNA from Diaporthe amygdali, 462 nucleotides. RefSeq lists its product as uncharacterized. The record is from RefSeq and is a predicted model, not a curated record. Lineage: Eukaryota; Fungi; Ascomycota; Sordariomycetes; Diaporthales; Diaporthaceae. The transcript has a single exon. Bases 1 to 462 code for a protein of 153 amino acids.
AUGGGAAUGCACAGCAACGCUUUCGGUGCUCUGAGCACCCAAACUUCGCACAGUAUCAAGGGCAUCGAAGCCAAAAGCUCCAUCCGUGCUGCACGGCAACCCUCCACCGAAAAUCCAGCAAUUCCCGGAGCAGUGGAAAUCCGGGUGCUCGUGGGCGGCAAGCCAGCUAUCAUCACAUUCCCCCGGCCUCAACCACCCCCGAGUCCUCGCCCACGGCCGCGUCCAGGCCCCGUUGCCCCAGGCCCGCCACCUGGAGUGCCGACCCCGCCGCCCACACCUCGUAGGCCAGCGAAUGGGAUAUCGCUCUCGAAGGAGGAAGGCGACCUCGGCAGCCGGCCUGGGUUCAUCACGUUUCCGCGACCUCAACCGCCACCAAGCCCACGUCCCCGGCCGCGCCCCGGGCCUGUCGCCCCUGGCCCGCCUCCCGGGGUCCCCACACCACCUCCGACGCCUCGGCGAUGA